Portunus trituberculatus (swimming crab) is the source of this 4114-nucleotide messenger RNA. RefSeq names its product protein Tob1-like. The record is from RefSeq and is a predicted model, not a curated record. The transcript has 3 exons. Gene Ontology annotation, cellular component: cytoplasm; nucleus. Gene Ontology annotation, biological process: regulation of gene expression. NCBI's taxonomy places the organism in Eukaryota, Metazoa, Arthropoda, Malacostraca, Decapoda, Portunidae. Bases 707 to 1849 code for a protein of 380 amino acids. Gene Ontology annotation, molecular function: transcription corepressor activity.
CGCGGGCCGCAGUCCGUGAAGGGGCGACCCAGUGCGAGGGACCAGCAGCAGCUCUCAGCCGCGUGCGAGCGAGAGAGAAAGAUUGAGAGAGGCAGUCUCAUACCGCAGCUUGAACCAACAAACCUGAAAGCAUUUUUUUUUUAGAUUUUUUUUUAAAGCUUCGAUGAGUACUGUUGUUCCUGUCCUACGUCGGUAUAGUGAUCAACAACCACCACCACCGCGGUACUAAUGCGGACCAAACUCUCCAUCAGCUGACUCUCCACUCACCACCACCACCACCACAACAAAUACAUCCACCACCACAAACACAAGAAGCUACCACCACAAUUACCGCAACCACUAUUACACCAGCUACUCUGCAGGCAUUACUACUGCAACUACUGCUACCUACAACUGGUACUACGGCUUACUACGGCAUCCAGAGCUGCACACCUCAGCCACGCGAGAACCACGGGACCAAAAGCUGGGCCACAAAACAAGGUCACAUCUGCGCCUCCCUUCUCGCGUACACCGUGAACUUUUCGCACACCAAAGGACGUGUGACAGACAGCAGCAGCAGCAGCAGAAGCAGGAGCGGCUUCUAAAGACACAAGAAGCGCCGGCAACCCUGCGUCUCGGCUCGCGUCGCACGGCCGCCCCGGAGACACUCGCCACGCGCCGGUGACCCCUCCGUCGUCCUGCUCUCCGACUCACCCACGACUCAGCCAUGCAUCUCGAAAUCCAGGUGGCGCUCAACUUUGUCAUCUCGUACAUGUACAACAAACUGCCGCGCCGGCGAGUCAACAUAUUCGGCGAGGAGCUGGAAAAGGCACUGAAGGAGAAGUUCGAGGGUCACUGGUACCCAGACAAGCCUAUGAAGGGCUCAGCUUACCGCUGCAUCAAGGCCGGCGACCCAAUCGAUCCCGUCCUGGAGAAGGCGGCGAGAGAGGCAGGUAUGGAAAUCCGGGAGAUCAAAGACAACCUCCCGGAGGACCUGGCAGUCUGGGUUGACCCCGGUGAAGUGUCCUACAGGAUCGGAGAGAAGGGACAGAUCAAGGUCCUGUACUCCGAGGCCGCAGAGUCCGCUACUCAGGAAGAGAACCUCGAUAAGGAAGUGACCAAAACCUUCAACCCCGAGGCGCAGUGCUUCAAGCCCAUCGACAACCUGAGUUCGUCCCUAAGCAACGUGUCGAUCAGCCCAAAGUCCACCUCACCCUACUCGGCCAGCUCGCCCACGCCGCCCUUCAAGCAGCGGGAGACAUCGCCUAUCAACGCCUUCCUCAACAAAAGCUCCGCCCCUCUCACCUUCACCACCGCCACCUUCGCCCAGACAAAGUUCGGCUCUACCAAACUAAAGACGAGCACCAAGCGCGCUAACCGCAUGUCGCCCACCGAGUUCUCCCAUUACAUCAAGCAGCGUCAGAUGAUCCAGCAGCAGCAGCACGUGCAGCAACAACAGCAGCAGCAACAGCAGCAACAGGCGGUGGCGGUGGCGACGGCAGGGUUCGGCAGUCAGUUCCCCCCGUCCAGACCCCGUUCGCUCAGCCCCAACCCGCCACUAGAGCCCCAGGGAGUGUACUUCCCAGGAGGUGCUCCAGGGGGCGGAGCCUACAACCCUUGGGGCCGCGGCAUGUUCGAUCAGGGCUUUACGUCACCGUCCUUCUUCACUGACCUGCUGCCGCCGACGACCCAACAGGCUCCUGGACCCAAGUUCCCGCCCAUGUACGAGCCGCUGAGUGGCAGCAUGAUGGGAGGCACUGCCCCCAGUGCCGCCUCGAUGGGCGCAGGCGAUAAAACGACAGCUCUGAACGAAGGCGUGAUGAGCGUGUACCCUGCCUCCCAAUACCAGCACCUGCUGGUGGCUAACUAGAGGGCGGCGGCCACAGCCACCUCCAGCAGCCGCCCCGACGUCCCCAGCUCCCGCCACCGAACAAAAUCAAAAGGUGUCGCCUGAACUCGAGCGUGUCCCAGCAGGAGGACCGGCGGGCGUGUGGGCGAGUGGGCGGGGCAGCUGGCUGCUGGUCGCCACCGCCCACACCCGCACCACCAGAUCUGACACCACCUGCCAUUAUCCUUCACCUUUUAUAAUUUUGUACUGCCUCAGGUAUAGACGCUUUUGGUUCAUAGUAUAAUGAGGAAGAGCCCGUGUUUCCUAGAACAAUGCAGGAUUGCCUAAGGCUUAGCGGACUAAGGUAAAUGAAAGGUUGACUUUUCAAAGCCGAAGGUUGUGACACUGUACAUAGGUUAUGUUUUGCAAGAACAUUACGAGGGUUCCUCUAACGUAGACGUGGCAAAGAUUGUUCACACUUGUUGUAAGCAUGGAUACGAUUACAUUGUUGUACAAUAUGUACUCUUUAUUAUCAUUAACAAAUAUGGCAUAUAUUUUUCUUACUCGUACAACUAUUAACUAACCGGUACGGUUUCUCUUAAGGUACGAAAACUAAAUAAUUUUGUGAUAAGAUGUGUGAUAGACGAGUGCAGUAGCGGUCCAGUACAAAUAUACACCCAAUCUUGUUAUCCUUACAGGAGACUUCCGUGCCAGUCUUAACAAGGGACUCUAAAAAGUAAAAUCUUAUUUAACCCAAUCAGACGUCACUACGCUACUGUAAACGAAAAAUUAUGAAGAAAAUGCGGUCACUUUUACGAGUCUAUAGAUUAGGUUCCUAAGGUCUGUAGCCCACGCCCUGCCUCACCAGACCGGGGCGUGGGCGGGGGCGGCUCAGGGCAGCCCGAGGGACCUUACAGCUCCCCACGUCCCGAUAAGCAAGGUGACACUUACGUGGCACCGCGUGGCACUUAGGUGACGCUGAGGCGACACUAAGGUGACAAGAUGGGCUCGAGGGUGAACAGGGAACGUGUGCAUGCGAUGACCGGCCAGUGAGUGUGUGUGAGAGAGCGAGAGAAAGAGAGAAAGAUAGGGAGAGCGAAAGUGUAAAGAAGUGGUGAUGGUUUGGAGGGUCUUUGAGGAUAACGUUGACUAUUUUGCUGUUACAUGUUUCAUCUCCCAUAUCGACGGUAGACGAGGGUAGACCAGUAGAUACAUUGUAGCAUACCUGCCCCGUAGGCUCCAACCGCCACUGCGGGGAUUUUAUAUUGAAUGUUAUAUCUGUGUUAGUUUCCAGAAGUUCUCGGUGAUCGUGUGAAUGACGGCUACUAUUUUGGUAAUCUUUCUACCAGGUGUAGUGUAACCCGUGUUCUGUCUGCAAAGAUCCUUUUAAACUCACCCCGGCCGUCGUGCAGCCCUGGACCCGCGAGAGGCGAGGCCGGUGGGCGCAAGGGUCCGGGCCGCACGACGCCUCAUCCAGACUAAAGCAAUGCCAAACUCAGGCUGCAGCAGGUCAGGUCCGGCUGAGCUGCCCCACCACCACCACCUCCUCACCACCUCCACUCACUGGACGCUAAAUUCCUGCCGCAGCGCGUCAGGGCGACAUGUUCGAUACCCAAUUGGCUACGUGCACUGAAUGAGAGGCGAGUCCCGGUACGGCAACCAGCUCAGCCUGGCUCCUGCAAGCCUGAUCGCGAACAGGCUUCACCACAGCUGUUCUUCGCGAUAGAGAAAGCAACUAUUUCUUAAGGUUGGAGUGUGGCGCCGCGAUUUCCCCGGUGCCGAGGCCAAGCGGCCGCCGGGGCGCCGCCCCCUCCGGUUACCAAGCCGCCUCUGGGCGCUCCAAAACAUUAUUACAUAGUUUCAUGGAAGGGCAAAGGCUAAAAAUAUUUGUCAGAGACCCGCCAAAAUUUGAUGGACUUGGGUCUGUUUUUUUGUCAAUAGUCAGAUGAUAUACAUUGUGUAAUUAAGACUGUAAUUAGAUUCGCUUGGAGUGUGGCUGGGUGGGCGGGGUGGGGGCUUCCCUCCUCCCGCCUUCCCCUCAACACCAUCAAACAGGAAAACUGUUUUUGUAACCAUACUUGCAUCUCAAAUUAUUAUUACGCAGCCCAUUCCUCUUUCAUAUAUGAAUUUGUCAUUAUUAUUGUCUUUCUAGUCACAAAGUUACUACUAUUUUUCUAAACCGUGACGCCCCCUGGCUUGCCGGGAUAGACAGGCUGUCUGCAAGUAUAAUAUAAUAUAUUCAUUUUUAUAAUUUCUUAUGUUUUUAUUAUUGUGAAAAAAUUAAUAAAUGUGUAGUUUGCAAAUUUA